Molecule: messenger RNA, 2123 nt
Organism: Peromyscus eremicus (cactus mouse)
Lineage: Eukaryota; Metazoa; Chordata; Mammalia; Rodentia; Cricetidae
Gene: Trim29
Product: tripartite motif containing 29
Exons: 9
Coding region: 86-1849 (587 amino acids)
Molecular function (GO): zinc ion binding
Source: RefSeq, a predicted model, not a curated record
AGCCCCACUCCCUGCCUGAGACACCCGCUGAAGUCACCGACCACGAGACCCCAAGCCCCAGAAACAGGCCAGCAAGUGACCUGCCAUGGAAGGUGCCGAUACCUCCAGGAGCAAUGGGGCCAGCCCGGAAGCCAGGGACGCCCGCAGCCCAUCGGGUCAAAACGGCAGCCUGGAGAAUGGCACUAAAGCAGACAGCAAGGAUACCAAGACAACCAACGGGCACAGUGGGGAGGUGACGGAGGGCAAGACCCUGGGCAGUGCCCUGAAGUCAGGGGAGGGGAAAAGUGCCCUGUUUUCCAGCAAUGAGUGGCGCAGGCCUAUCAUCCAGUUUGUGGAGUCCGUGGACGACAAGGGCUCCAACUACUUCAGCAUGGACUCUGCGGAAGGCAGAAGAUCUCCUUAUGCGGGGCUCCAGCUGGGAGCUUCCAAGAAGCCGCCUGUGACCUUUGCUGAGAAGGGGGAGCUGCGAAAGUCCAUCUUCUCUGAGCCCCGCAAACCCACGGUGACCAUUGUGGAGCCAGGGGAGGUCCGCAGGAAUAGCUAUCCCAGGCCAGACUCCGGCCUCCUGCUGCGGUCUAAGUCUGGCUCCGAGGAGGUGCUGUGCGACUCCUGCAUCGGUAACAAGCAGAAGGCUGUCAAGUCCUGCCUGGUGUGCCAGGCUUCCUUCUGUGAGCUGCAUCUGAAGCCCCACCUGGAGGGCGCCGCCUUCCGUGACCACCAGCUGCUCGAGCCCAUCCGGGACUUCGAGGCCCGAAAGUGCCCCUUGCAUGGCAAGACCAUGGAGCUCUUCUGCCAGACCGACCAGACCUGCAUCUGCUACCUCUGCAUGUUCCAGGAACACAAGAACCACAGCACUGUGACGGUGGAGGAGGCCAAGGCUGAGAAGGAGACCGAGCUGUCGCUGCAGAAGGAGCAGCUGCAGCUGAAAAUCAUUGAGAUUGAAGAUGAGGCUGAGAAGUGGCAGAAGGAGAAGGACCGGAUUAAGAGCUUUACCACCAAUGAGAAGGCUAUCCUGGAGCAGAACUUCAGGGACCUGGUGAGGGACCUGGAGAAGCAAAAGGAGGAAGUGAGAGCCGCGCUGGAGCAGCGGGAGCAGGAUGCUGUGGACCAAGUGAAAGUGAUCGUGGAUGCUUUGGACGAGAGGGCCAAGGUGCUGCAUGACGACAAGCAGACCCGAGAACAGCUGCACAGCAUCAGUGACUCGGUGCUGUUUCUGCAGGAAUUUGGUGCACUGAUGAGCAAUUACUCCCUUCCCCCACCUCUGCCCACCUACCAUGUCCUGCUGGAGGGAGAGGGUCUGGGACAGUCACUUGGCAACUUCAAGGAUGACCUGCUCAAUGUGUGCAUGCGCCAUGUUGAGAAGAUGUGCAAGGCUGAUUUGAGCCGCAACUUCAUUGAGAGGAACCAUAUGGAGAAUGGUGGUGACCAUCGCUACAUGAACAGCUACACAAGCAGCUACGGGAGUGAGUGGAGCAUGCCUGACACCAUGAAGAGAUACUCCAUGUACCUCACACCCAAGGGUGGGGGCCGGACAUCUUACCAGCCAUCAUCGCCCAGCCGCCUCUCCAAGGAGACCAACCAGAAGAAUUUCAACAAUCUGUACGGUACAAAAGGUAACUACACCUCCAGAGUCUGGGAGUACUCGUCCACUGUUCAGAGCUCUGAGGACCUGCCCACUGUGCAAGGCAACUCCUCCUUCUCUCUGAAAGGCUAUCCCUCCCUCCUCCGGAGCCAGGCUUCCAAGGCCCAGCCUCAGACUUGGAAAUCUGGCAAGCAGACUUUGCUGUCUCACUACCGGCCAUUCUACGUCAACAAAGGCAGCGGGAUGGGAUCCAACGAGGCCCCCUGAGUUCAGCAUGGAGCCCCGCAACCCCGUUCUCCUGUCACUCCUGCUUUCCAAGCUGCUGCGCUCUUGCAGGGCAGGAGCCCCGCCCCACUCUGCCCUCCCACAGCCUCUGGCAGCCCCCUACCCCACCCCAGAGCACUCUGGCUUCCUCUGCUCCCCUAUGGGUUCCUUUUCUGCUUGAUGACAUACAGUCACUGUGAUUCCUAUGUGCGAGGCCAAGUUACCUACCACAGGGUGAGAGACAGUUGGGCUCCUUUCUUGUAAACCUCUCCCAAAG